Scophthalmus maximus (turbot) is the source of this 2049-nucleotide messenger RNA. It is a transcript of the gene actr10, whose product is annotated as actin related protein 10. The transcript is spliced from 13 exons. The record is from RefSeq and is a predicted model, not a curated record. Gene Ontology annotation, biological process: retrograde axonal transport of mitochondrion. NCBI's taxonomy places the organism in Eukaryota, Metazoa, Chordata, Actinopteri, Pleuronectiformes, Scophthalmidae. Bases 121 to 1374 code for a protein of 417 amino acids.
GCAUUUCCGAAGACCCAGCCCAGCCCAACAGGAAGACAACAGAUUUUUGUUAGGAUGCAGAUUCGCCGCUGUCGGCGUUGAAAAGCUACGAAGUUAUUCAUUCAAUUACAUAUUAAGAAAAUGCCCUUAUUUGAUGGGUUGGGCAGCGGAGGAGAGAAGACCGCUAUCGUCAUUGAUUUAGGAGCAGCAUUCACAAAAUGUGGCUUUGCAGGGGAAACGGGGCCCAGGUUCAUAAUUCCGAGCGAGAUCCGGAAACCAGGACAGCAACAGGCCGUCAAGGUGGUUCAGUACAACAUCAACACGGAAGAGCUUUAUGUCAUACUCAAAGAGUUUAUCCAUAUUCUGUAUUUCAGACACCUGCUGGUGAACCCUCGCGACAGAAGAGUGGUCAUCAUCGAAUCCAUCCUCUGCCCGUCUCACUUCAGGGAGACUCUCACCAAAGUUUUCUUCAAACAGUUUGAGGUACCCUCUGUGCUGUUUGCCCCAAGUCACCUCAUGGCCGUCAUGACGUUGGGCAUCAACUCUGGCCUGGUGAUGGACUGUGGCCACACAGAGACACUGGUGCUGCCUGUUUAUGAGUGCACUCCUAUUCUGCCAGCUUGGGAGGCUUUGCCUUUGGGAGGGAAAGCCAUCCACAAAGAAUUAGACGGCCUUCUUGUGGAACAGUGCACUGUGGACACCGACACCACCACCGGGCAGAGUGUACCAGCUGUCAUUGGGACCAUCCCGGAGGAGACUGUGGAGGACAUCAAAGUCAGAACGUGUUUUGUCAGUGACCUGCAGAGAGGCCUCAAGAUCCAAGAAGCCAAAUUUAACCUAGACGGUACAGCAGAGCGUCCAGCCCCUCCUCCAGAUGUUGAUUAUCCUCUGGAUGGGGAGAAAAUCCUGCACAUCAAAGGAUCAAUCAGGGACUCUGUGAUGGAGAUGCUGUUUGAACAGGACAAUGAGGAGAAGAGUGUGGCCUCUCUGAUUCUUGACGCUCUGGUCAAGUGCCCCAUUGACACCCGUAAAGUGCUCUCUGAAAACCUGGUGGUGAUCGGAGGAACAGCCAUGCUGCCCGGCUUCCUGCACCGUCUGCUGGCGGAGAUACGCCUCCUGGUGGAGAAACCCAAGUACAGCAAUGUGCUGGCCAGCAAGAGCUUCCGUAUACACGCCCCGCCCGCCAAGCCCAACUGCACCGCCUGGCUCGGAGGUGCAAUCUUCGGGGCCCUUCAGGACAUCCUGGGCAGCAGGUCGGUGUCACGAGACUACUACAACCAGACAGGUCGCAUCCCGGACUGGUGCUGCUUGAGCUCCCCUCCUCCUGAGUCUCUGUACGAAGCAGGAAAAACCCCUCCCCCACUCAUGAAGAGAGCCUUCUCCACAGAGAAGUAGAAUAUGCUGUCACAUGGUUGAAAUAAUGUCCUCUCCCUCUACCUGAUGAAACAGUUCAGUAGUGUCUUAAAUGUUACAUCUCAACACAGGUCUUGUCAGUGUGUUAACUACACAAACAGCUCUAAAUGUUUGUAAUGUCCAGUAGUCACACCCAAGUGUUUGUAAGCAACGAUUGUGGACUUUUGACCUGAAAAGACAGAACAGAUAUUUGGGUUUUAGUCGAUUACAGUGAUAUUCUUCAAGUACUAGUUUUGAAAUUUCAAAUAUUUUUUUUGCUACAUACAGCCAUGUCUUCUGUUGACGUCUCAUUGAGGGAGGAAGAGAACCUGUAUGUAUUUACUCUUAUUCUCAACGAAGUUUGUUUUUUCUUUUGUUGAAAAUACAUUUUAUUCAGCAGAAAUGUCUCGGAUGGCGACCAAGGAGUGUUUAGUAAACUUGUUUGAACGGAGAGAAAGCUGAGUGUGGAGAUCUCACUCUGAAGGACUUUUCGAAAAAGAAAGAAAAACGGUUAGAUUUAUUUAUUUGUACUUAGCCAUGUAAAGUCAUUGUUAACACAUUAAAGGCCCUGCACACUCACUCACAACUAAAUGUCACAUCCUCUGUCUGAUCAAGCUAAAUUAAUGCUCUGUAACACUCACAUUCAACAAUUGCAGCGAAUAAAUACUCAGAAUUAAA